This is a messenger RNA of Pyrgilauda ruficollis (rufous-necked snowfinch), 1229 nucleotides long. RefSeq names its product JNK1/MAPK8-associated membrane protein. NCBI's taxonomy places the organism in Eukaryota, Metazoa, Chordata, Aves, Passeriformes, Passeridae. The coding region runs from base 115 to 1059 and encodes 314 amino acids. Gene Ontology annotation, biological process: response to unfolded protein. Gene Ontology annotation, cellular component: membrane. The transcript has 7 exons. Gene Ontology annotation, molecular function: ubiquitin protein ligase binding. The record is from RefSeq and is a predicted model, not a curated record.
CGAGUUCCCGCCCCUUCGCGUUCCCGCGCCCGCGCUCCAGGGAGGAGCCGACCCGCGGCGGAAGCGGAAGUGCCGCGGCGGAAGUACCGGGGCCGCCGUUGCUGGGUUACCGCGAUGUUCCGCGCCGCUGUGGACAUCCAGCCCGCCUGCCUCGGGCUGUACUGCGGCAGGACCGUGCUGUCGGUGAACGGCUCCGUGGAGACUUACGGGGACUGCGGGGUGUGUCCCAGAGGCCAAAGAACCGAUGACAACAAAAUCUGCCGGGAGUGUUUGGGAUCUCCAGACCGCUAUGACUGGCUGUACCUCGGCUUCAUGGCCAUGCUGCCCCUGGUUUUACACUGGUUCUUUAUUGAGUGGUAUUCUGGAAAGAAGAGCUCCAGCGCGCUGCUGCAGCACCUGACGGCGCUGCUGGAGUGCAGCGUGGCGGCCGUGGUGACGCUGCUGCUCAGCGACCCCGUGGGCUCCCUGCACAUCCGCUCCUGCCCCGUCAAGAAGCUCUCGGACUGGUACACGAUGCUCUACAACCCCAGCCCCGACUACAUCACCACCGUGCACUGCACCCACGAGGCCGUGUACCCCCUGUACACCAUCGUGUUUAUCUAUUAUGCCUUCUGUCUCGUGUUGAUGAUGCUGCUGAGGCCUCUCCUGGUGAAGAAGAUUGCCUGUGGUUUGGGGAGGUCUGACAGAUUUAAAAGCAUUUAUGCAGCACUCUACUUCUUCCCCAUCCUCACCGUGCUGCAGGCCGUGGGAGGAGGCCUCCUCUAUUAUGCCUUCCCAUACAUCAUCCUGGUGCUCUCUUUGGUUACACUGGCUGUGUACAUGUCUGCUUCUGAAGUGGAGUUUUUCAAGGAUCUGCUCGUGAGGAAGAAAAGGCUCGUUGUGCUCUUCAGCCACUGGUUACUCCAUGCCUAUGGAAUCAUCUCCAUUUCCAAACUGGAUAAGCUUGAGCAGGACCUGCCUUUGCUUGCCUUGGUACCUGCCCCUGCCCUCUUCUACCUGAUGACAGCAAAGUACACGGAGCCCUCACGGAUCCUCUCUGAAGGUGGGAAUGGACAUUGAAAGGAGCCUGUGCCAACAACUGUCCCAGUGAUCUGGAUGAAGCAAUUUUAGUGCUUGUCACGCUUUGGAAACUUCUGUUUUCAAAAAGAAGUUGUUUAUGUGCCAGACUUUUGGUGAAACACCUCUGGGUGAGACUGUAUAAUAUUAAAAAGUUGCACUUUGUAUUCUUC